AGGUUCUGCCAUGGCUUAUUGCAGAUUUCCUGAUGUGUUUUGCUGGAUUCAGAACCUUCCACCAAUCUCAAAAUGGAAAACAGGUUCCAUGUCCCUGAGCAUAUGUUCUUUAAACUCAUCCCAACCAUCUCUUAACUUCACCAUAGCAAAAAAUAAUCAAUCCUCUAAACUCUCUUUUGCCAUUGUCGCAGACUUUAAUAUCCCUAUCUCUCUUUGGACCUCAAAACCUUUCAAUCCUAGCCAUAAAACCAUGAAGUUAAUUGAUGAAGAAACCAUUUAUGAUCUCCUCGUUAAUUUCAUAGAAGACAUCCUUCAUUAUGGCUCAAACAAGAAUAGUCCCUUCAUCAAAAUUCCCAAACUUGAUUCUAUUUCCAACUUUCCAGACAUUUUCAAUCUUGCUUUCCUCACUCUCUUCUUCCUAGUUUGCAUAUAUGAAGCCCCUGCUGAUCUUCGUUCUCGAUGUCUUAACAUUUUGAAAGAUCACUUGGCAGGCUGUCAAUCAAGACAAGCAUCAAAGUUGCUGAUGAAGCUCUUGGGUUCUAACUUGGAAGAGCUCUGGAUGCGUUCUAUAAACCUUGCAAUUACAAAUUGGAUUGUGGAACUCCAAGAAGCACAUCACAGCACCUUCAGAUCACCAUCUCCUCUAUUUUCUUAUGCUUUCUCUGCAUACGGAUUGUGGAAAGUUCAAUUAUACUGUCCUGUCAUAAGCAUGGAUCUUGAGAAUGCAAACAACCAUCCUGCUGAUGAGAGACUUCAAUUCUCUCUCAAAUAUCAACAACUUGAAGGUGUUCUUCAGUUCAAUCACAAAGUCAUAAUCAAAGAGAAGUGGGUUGAAAUCAUGGUCAACAUUGACAACAUAAGAUGUGAUGUUUUCAAACUGGUAGAUGAAACUCUAAUGAGAGAAAGAGGAGCUGGUGCAGCUGAAAAAUAUUUUCCUUCAAGAAUAUCAUUGCAACUUACCCCUACCCUUCAAAAUCAAGUGUUGAGCGUAUCAGUUGGCAAAUCCUCGGAGAACCCACGAAUAGAGAUUGGUAUGGAAAAAAGUAUAGAAGCUUCAUUUGAGCCACCUAAUCCCUACUUGGGACUUAAUGUAUCAGUUGGAGAGUCCACAACCAUGAGUUUAAAGCCCUGGAAAUUUGAGGAAUCCGUUUAUGGGUAUAGUGCAAAUUUGAAUUGGUUUCUUCAUGAUAGCAUGGAUGGCAAGGAAGUGUUCUCGUCCAAGCCUUCAAAGAUUUCAUUGAUUAACCCAAAGUCAUGGUUCAAAGACAGGUACUCAAGUGCUUAUCGUCCUUUCACAAGGCAAGGAGGGGUUAUUUUCGCGGGUGAUGAAUAUGGAGGAAGCGUGUGCUGGAAAGUAGAUAAAGGUGCCAUAGGGAAGAAAAUGGAAUGGGAGAUAAGGGGUUGGAUAUGGUUGACAUAUUUGCCUAACAAGCACAAGACAUUCUACCAUGAAACAAGGAGGUUGGAGUUCAGGGAAAUAGUCCACCUCAACAUUGCUUAG
Messenger RNA from Gastrolobium bilobum, 1501 nucleotides. RefSeq lists its product as uncharacterized. Lineage: Eukaryota; Viridiplantae; Streptophyta; Magnoliopsida; Fabales; Fabaceae. The record is from RefSeq and is a predicted model, not a curated record. The transcript is spliced from 2 exons. Bases 11 to 1501 code for a protein of 496 amino acids.